AUGCUUAUUCCUCUGUGGAAUUUCAUGGACUUCACGCGCCGGUACUGGACAUGGCAGAUUCAAAAGCUGGUCAUGGCCAAUAUCCUGGAUCCCAAAACGUUGGCCAUGCCCGCCGGGGAACAUGAUUUCGACAGCAACCAUCGGGACUUUCCUUUCAAGUCCAAAUAUCGUACCCUGCCGCUGUUUCGGGCGAAAGUGGAUUACGGCAUCCUCGCCGAGCUUGAUCAGUCGCUUAUCGCCAUUCAGAUUCUUAGAGAUCUCUUCACGCAAGAGCGCUCAAAAGCUGUAAGUUCCCGAGACAACGGACAUUCCAAGUAA
This is a messenger RNA of Colletotrichum chrysophilum, 318 nucleotides long. RefSeq lists its product as uncharacterized. Lineage: Eukaryota; Fungi; Ascomycota; Sordariomycetes; Glomerellales; Glomerellaceae. The coding region runs from base 1 to 318 and encodes 105 amino acids. The record is from RefSeq and is a predicted model, not a curated record. The transcript is spliced from 2 exons.